This is a messenger RNA of Perkinsus marinus ATCC 50983, 2109 nucleotides long. Its product is annotated as eukaryotic translation initiation factor 4A, putative. NCBI's taxonomy places the organism in Eukaryota, Perkinsozoa, Perkinsida, Perkinsidae. Gene Ontology annotation, biological process: double-strand break repair via homologous recombination. The record is from RefSeq and is a predicted model, not a curated record. Gene Ontology annotation, cellular component: chromosome; cytoplasm. The transcript is spliced from 14 exons. Bases 1 to 2109 code for a protein of 702 amino acids. Gene Ontology annotation, molecular function: nucleic acid binding; ATP binding; 3'-5' DNA helicase activity.
AUGACCCAAGAAGUAGUGGAUCUCAGCAGUGAUGAUGAUGGACGCGUUGCUGUUGCCGCCUUGGAAGAGGAGUUGGACUCAGUCGAGAGGCAAAUUGAGGAGUUGCGUGUCACCAGAGAUAUUCUCCGAAGUAAGCUGGCAAGACUACGGUCCAAGUUGGGCAGUUCGCCGUCUCCAACGUCCUCAUCGGUAUGGGCUGACACUGGUUUCUCAUGGGAUUCCAGUUUACGUGAUGCGGCCUGGCGGUACUUUGGUGUGAAGCAAUUCCGUGACCACCAACUGAGUAUUCUCAACGCCAUACUAAGCGGGUCGGACGCCGUAUUGGUAUCCCCUACAGGCAGCGGGAAGAGUCUAGUGUAUCAGCUACCAGCAGUUCUUAUGGGUGAGAAGCGACUUACUGUAGUGGUCUCCCCUCUGAUCUCGCUCAUGCAUGACCAGGUUUCAUCGUUGUUGGCUGUCGGUGUCGCUGCGCGAUUGCUGAGCGCGCAGGAGCCGAGACAAAGGCAAACAGCAAUACGGAAAGAAUUAAAGGAAAAACACGUUGAUGUACCGCAAAUUUUCGUAACGCCGGAGAGAAUCGCGAAAAGUGCCCAGUUCAUGAACCUUCUUGGUCGCCUCCACGAAGCGAAGAGUAUUGGCUUGAUCGCUGUAGAUGAGAGUCACUGUAUUUCACAGUGGGGUCACGAUUUUCGCCAGGACUAUCUGAAGUUAGGGAUGCUGCGAAAACACUUCCCUGGAGUACCAAUAGUCGCUACAACAGCCACGGCAACUCCGCAAGUUGUUGAGGAUAUAUGCGGUAGACUAGAUCUGGAUCGGUCGCGCACUAACGUUAAGCGAGCUCCUUGCGAUCGACCCAACAUUUUCUAUGGCGUCCUUUAUAAACCCAGAGAUAAAGCGAAAGCGGUGGAGCAACUGUUGGCGACUGUGACGAAGUUGUGUGCUUCUUGUUCGCCUGCUGAUUCGAAUGGUAUUGUAUAUUGUCUGAGUAGAAAAGAAACUGAGGAUGUGUGUGCGAGUCUGAACCACGCCGGUAUCCCUGCUGUGUGGUAUCAUGGCGAGCUCGGGACCGACAGUCGGGCGGCGGUUCACAAGUCGUGGAUGUCCGGUGAGAGCAAAGUAAUCGUCGCUACGGUCGCCUUUGGUAUGGGUGUACAUCACGACAGUGUCCGCUGGGUUAUACAUUUCUCGGUGCCUCCUAGUAUACAACAUUAUCAGCAGGAAUCCGGCCGUUGUGGUCGCGAUGGUAGACCAGCGAUCUCAAUACUGAUGGCCUCGCCAUUCGACAUAUGUCGUCAGAGUGUGAUGGUUUAUUGGAAGCCUAAUGCCCUUCAGGAGCUCUAUGUAAUGGCCGACCUUCUCAAGUCGAGUCACUUAAGGGAGACUUUCGAUGCUACUGCAUACUCUGUCAAUUCCUAUAUCGAAAAGCGAAGAACGUCCUCACCGCGGUCCAUUUGGGAGUUCACUCAUCGAGAAAUCGAGAGUAGCAUGUCCCGAGUUUUCGAUAGUCCGACGCCACAAGUGGAACUAAAUGUGAACGAAGAAAAGUUGCGGAUUGUUGAGAGGAAGCUGAACCAUGGACGGCUUGAGAUCGCUGCGACUGUUGAUAAAGAUAUGCCUCCGCAGAAGAUUCUUUCUGACCAGGAAAUUCAGGAGCUGCGGAAAUACGAUGGACGCCCGAUGUGCCCGAAGUCAUCCCUAAGUCAGUGCCAGAAUCUGCCCCCGCCAUAUAAGGCUUUUGACGAAAGCUCUCUACGACCAUGUAGACGGGCUGGCUCGCUUGGUGCUUCCAAUACAAACGACCGUGCAGAAGUUACUCGAGGGCAAAAACUACAUAUCUCCUGGAUGGGCAACGGGCACACUAACUCCGUCUCUGACGGGACAUGCAUCGUGUUCAAGAUGGCUCCAUACAGUUCUGAUCCUUCAUGGGAAGACUUCACCCCGCUAGAGGACUGCCUACCAUUUUAUAACAAACAUGUUACUAAGGACACCACUUCUGCUGAUAUUAUUAUACCUAGUAACGUUGAGCCUGGGCCCUACACCAUCCUUUACAUGUGGUCCAAGUUCGCAGGCGUUUAUUAUGCCACUUGUUCAGACAUUAUCGUACACUAG